AUGGUUCCUCAGGCUUUUAUCGCCGGCGCUAAGCGUACUGCGUUCGGUGCUUAUGGUGGAUCUCUGAAAUCGCUGACAGCCGCUCAACUCGGAGGACUCGCUUCCAAGGCCGCCUUAGCUCAGUUACCUGUGGACACGACGGUCGAUCAUGUGAUUUUCGGCACUGUUCUGGGUUCGGAUCCUUCAAGCGCAUAUCUGGCUCGCCAUGUCGGUCAUCUCAGUGGUUUACCCGUCACUGUACCGGCUUUGACGGUCAAUCGACUUUGUGGAAGCGGAUUCGAGAGCGCCAUCCAAGCUAAAAACUUAAUCGCUCUGGGUGAAGCUGAUGUGGUGAUCACGGGUGGGAGUGAGAGUAUGUCACGGUGCCCCUACACGUUGGCUGGUGAGAGUCGAUUCGGUAACCGCUAUGGCGUGGACCUGAAGCUGGAAGACAGUUUGGCGCACGCUCUUAUCGACCGGGUCCCUCAUCCGACCCCCAUGGGUAUUACCGCUGAGAAUCUGGCCGAUAAAUAUGCAAUCACUAGGGAGGAUUGCGAUCGCUUUGCUUUGGAAAGCCAAAGAAGAUGGGAACAAGGCAAAAAGGAUGGAGCAUUCGACCAGGAAGUCAUACCGGUCGAGCUGGUCUCACGCAAAGCGACUAUUCAAUUCAGUGUAGAUGAACAUCCCCGACCUAAGACAGACGAAACUUCGCUCAAGAAGCUUACACCGGUUUUCAAGAAAGAUGGCGUGGUGACAGCGGCGAAUGCGAGUGGGAUUUGUGAUGGCGCAUCUGCAAACAUAGUGGUUUCGGAGGCGUGGCUCAAAAAAACCCAAGUCAAACCCCUUGCAAGAAUCGUAAGCCAUCAUACCGUCGCCGUGGAUCCAACUAUCAUGGGAAUCGGCCCGGUUGGGGCUAUUAAAGGUGCUCUGAAGUUAGCGGGACUCAGCAUCGGUCAGGUAGAUCUUUUCGAUGUCAAUGAAGCAUUUGCCGCUCAGUGGUUGGCAGUCGCCAAAGAAUUAGAGCUACCCUUUGAUCGUUCCAAUAUGUUUGGAGGUGCGAUUGCACUGGGGCACCCGUUAGGCGCAUCAGGGGCCAGGAUUCUCAACAAUUUGACUUACAACUUGAUCCGACUUAAUAAAAGAUACGGUGUGGGGGCCGCUUGUAUCGGCGGGGGUCAAGGCAUUGCUGUAGUAUUGGAAAAGUGCUGA
Molecule: messenger RNA, 1188 nt
Organism: Puccinia triticina
Lineage: Eukaryota; Fungi; Basidiomycota; Pucciniomycetes; Pucciniales; Pucciniaceae
Exons: 4
Coding region: 1-1188 (395 amino acids)
Biological process (GO): fatty acid beta-oxidation
Molecular function (GO): acetyl-CoA C-acetyltransferase activity
Source: RefSeq, a predicted model, not a curated record